Plasmopara halstedii is the source of this 168-nucleotide messenger RNA. RefSeq lists its product as uncharacterized. The transcript has 3 exons. NCBI's taxonomy places the organism in Eukaryota, Oomycota, Peronosporomycetes, Peronosporales, Peronosporaceae. The record is from RefSeq and is a predicted model, not a curated record. Bases 1 to 168 code for a protein of 55 amino acids.
AUGUAUUCUGCUUAUCUUCAUGAACCUGCUGAUGAAGCUACGGACCAAGCUCUAGAGAGAAAAGAUGCGUCAAGUUCAUCCAUUACAGCGGCACGAAGCCAACAUUUGACCUCAAACGAAAUAAGCUUUCAAAACGGGAUCCUUCACCAGACACCCGUCCAACUAUGA